Schizosaccharomyces cryophilus OY26 is the source of this 2687-nucleotide messenger RNA. RefSeq names its product GPI-anchor transamidase complex subunit Gaa1. Gene Ontology annotation, cellular component: membrane; GPI-anchor transamidase complex. The record is from RefSeq and is a predicted model, not a curated record. Gene Ontology annotation, biological process: attachment of GPI anchor to protein. Lineage: Eukaryota; Fungi; Ascomycota; Schizosaccharomycetes; Schizosaccharomycetales; Schizosaccharomycetaceae. The transcript has a single exon. The coding region runs from base 748 to 2478 and encodes 576 amino acids.
AACGAAGGUAGUUUACUGUUUUUGUAUUUCUUGCCAACUCGAUUGGCUCGCUAUAUUACGUUAAAAAACAAAACCCACUGAAAAACGCAUCUACAGACAUAUUGUUUUAGUAAUACCACUUUUCAAAUAAAGGCUUGAUCAGAUUACAAUUAAAAAGAAAAAAAAGCAAGAAUCGUUUGUUGCUCUGAAAAAAGAAGGUAGAUGUUUUUUCGUUUACACUUUACGUUUUAAGAAGUCUUCAAUAUCCCAAUCCUUCGUACAAAAUCGACUCAUACUCAUACUUUUUCAAGCAGCAUACUGCGAAAAAGACACUUUCUACCCUUAUUGUUUAUUACAUUACAUGUUUACUACACAGGAAGAAACGCAUACAAUUGUUUAUUUGGCUGUGACCUUGGCGUUACCCCUUGAUUGAUAUGUAAAAACCAAAGUUGAAUAGGCGUUUCCUUCUGACUGGUUCAGCAAGGUCUUGGACUUUUGAAAGAAGGAAUACGUUCGUUUUCGUCCCUUAGCCAUAUAAUUAUUUACCGACACUCUCAAAACCCGUAUUGGGAUUUACGCAAUUCAACGAGAGCUAAAGGACAAAUAUCUUCGUAAACAAACGAGGGACACUUUUCUAACGCAAAAACAAAAUCCAAAAAGGUAGAGUUCAUGGAUUUUUUUGGGUAAGUUUGAAAGGGUUUAUUUUAAAAGAAGACUUCUAUCUAUCGCAUGUUGGCUGUGAAUCCGUAAAAAAAAGAAGGAUUGAAAAUGAGUGUAGUAACUAGGCUUCAGUCUAAGCUGGUUCCCUUUAUUACGAGACACCUAUUAUUUUUUCAAAUAAUAUGCACACUAAUUGGUGCCUUCUAUAUAUUCCUACUUCCAUCUGAGCAAUUCUUGAGCAGGUUGCGUGUGUCGGAAAAUGCUCUACUUCCUGGACAAGUCAAUACGUACUUUGGAAAUGAAAACACGAAAACGAUGCGUGCAGCUCUUUCUCUCGUUCGGGGCUGGUCAAACAAAGAUGAAGUUGAAGAAUUGAACCCCAUGUUCCAAGAUUUAGAGGCCAUAUUUACGACUAUGGGAAUGGCCGUUCAAAGACAAAAAUAUACCACUCGCAUUUAUGAAGAAUAUCAUCAGGGUUCGAACUUCUAUACGGUAUUUCGGUCUCCCCGGGGUGAUGCAACAGAGUCCCUAUUACUGUGCGUUCCUUGGAAGGAUUAUGAGGGCUAUUAUAAUGAAGCAGGCCUUGCGCUGGCUAUUAGUUUGAUGAAAUAUUUUCAAGGUUGGUCUCUUUGGUCUAAAGACAUUAUCCUUCUCAUUCCAGAUCACCCAGUCUCGGGAACCUAUGCAUUUUUGUCUGCAUAUCAUGAUCAAACUCCUGCCGGAUACAACAUCGAUCGUCUGUGGUUUAAAGCUGGAACCAUUCAGGCUGCACUAGCAAUGGAGCUACCCAGGAAAGGAUACAACAAUGAUGUAGCAGAGAUUUUAUAUCAAGCCGCUAAUGGUCAAUUGCCAAAUUUAGACUUGUUUAACGCCGUAGCAAAGAUCUUUAUGUCUAGCUUUAUGUAUUCUCUCAAACUACAAGGCGAGGUAUACAAUGCUUAUACACCCUCCGAUUACUUUUCCAGGUUAAAGGCUCUUACUCGAGGUAUGGCAUCGCAAGCGGUUUCAAACCUGACAAAUGCCCAUUCUCUUUUUCCUCAAUAUAAGAUUGAUGCUUUAACGGUGCGAAUCGAAGCUGGAGAUCCAUUUACCUUUGAUAUGACUAGAUGUGGACAAGCUAUUGAAAGCAGUUUUCGAUCCCUCAACAAUCUAUUAGAGCACUUGCAUCAAUCCUACUUUUUUUAUUUUCUUUUAAAUCAGUUCACAUUUGUUAGUAUCGGCGACUAUAUGCCGGCUGUGUUAUUAAUAGCGGCGAGUUUGAUGAUUGGGGCUUAUCGGCAUUGGAUUUCUCAUCCAAAACACGUGAACUUGUGGAAACCAUUUUGUUUGUGGUUGCUCAACAUGGUAACAGCCUUUUCGUUCAUGUACACCGGUUUCCUCACAAAAAACGCGCAGAAUCCGGUUGCUUUGGUGGUAGCCUACGCUGUUGCUUGCAUUGGCCUAUUUCUGCUAUUUCGACCAAGUCGUCAAGAGACACAGUUAACUCUUGCUUUUUCCCUUAUGUCAAAGUCUCUUCUUCUAACUACCGUAAGCACUUUGAACUUUUCACUUGCUUUUCUAAUUGGGCUAUGGCUUACUGCCAUUCAAUUUCUUACUUUCUCAUCUUCUCGUUUUCUGUUGUACCCUCUUCUAAGCUGCGUUUUUCUUGCUCCUAUCCUUUUUCCGAUUGUUAUCGGAAAAGUAUUUCAAUAUCCAUUCCACUCUUGGUUUCAUUCAUAUAUACUCUAUGGUUCAUGGUUAAUGCCAUUUUCAUACACAGCAUUGUUAUUAUGUGACAUCCCCUGGGCCAUUCAAUGCAUCUUGACAGACACUCGAAAAGCUAAAGUUCAUGCAGCUUAACAUGUACAAAUCUUCAGAUAAACGAUCCUUAGCAUUACUUCUUGGAAAUGCUGAUUUUAUCAGCUACAAUAGAUAUUUUCUCUUCAUGAUUUUUUUUAUAGAUGCUUUCAUCAAGUUAUCAACUAUAUUUAUAUACUAUUGGAAAAAACAUAAUGAUAUUAAAAUAUUGAUAAUUUAAACACUCUUUUUUAAUAAACAGUGAACACGCA